AUGGAAUCCACUGGGACUAAUGACGACAUAUAUGGCAACUUUGAAAUGGAAGAAGUUGAUAAAAACAGUUAAGUAUCACAUUAAACCAUGAACACAUAACAUCAUAUACUGCUAAAAACAUCCAGCAUAUGUUAGAAUACUGAAAACUGGUGAAGAAAAAGAUCCAUAAUUAUUGUUUGUCGUGUUUUACUUGAUAUUUUUCUGUCUUGUGUUUAGGUUUACUUAAUAUGCUGCAUUGUCAAACAAUGCUUUUAUUUUGAAGGAUAUAAAGUUUUAAUACUAAAUUAAUUUGCAACUCUACAAGCUUUUAUUCUGUUUUUGAAUCCACAAAAAGUCACCACCAUCCAUUUUAAAAGUGCCCAAUCGAGUACCAAUGAACUCACCGAAUGCUUUUUAAAAAAUGAUACCAGUACUUUUAUUUAUUUGUAUUUUUUCUAAUAAUAAUAAUGAUGGUUAUUAUUAUUACCAAAUCGGCUGCUUUAAUUUCCAAAAACUGGGAAAACAGAAACAUAGAUUGCCAUUUUUCAGGGAUAACAAUGAUUGAAAGCACCUGAGAAAGUGUUUGCACGGAGCAUGUGAUGAAGUACAUGGCAAAGGAAAUGCAAACAGUGGCACCAGGGGAAAAAAACACCCCUAUCUUACCAAUGAGAGCCAUAUGUGCAGUUGUACAGUUUUUCUUGAACAAAAAUACAAAAUCAGCUUAAUUUAAAAUGCAUUCUGUCAGCAGAGGCUUCCAUGAAGCUGCCCUUCUGUGUUAUCUUCUUAAAUAGAGUUGGACUCCCAACGGACCAGUGAUUACCUCUAAAAGGUUGACAAUAAAAUACUUUGUGUGCAAAGCAUGACUUAAGGUAAAAGAGUGAAUAUCUAUGAUUGUUUAGAGAGGAAACCGUUCCAAACUGCCAGAGGGCUUUUACCUUACUCUGAUUACAGAGCUUGAAUAAUCACUCGUCAAGCUACUAUUGGUCAAGCGUGGUCACCUGACCAGGUCUGUGUGAGGCAUGUAAGACACAUAGGAGACGUAAGGCAUCAGAGUAUUUGGAACAUAGAGGGAGAAAAUAAAACAAUAAUAAUAAUAAUAACAUUUAUAAUAAUAAUAAUCAUAAUAAUAUUUCAGUAAACAGUAUUAUUAGUUUUUAUUAUUAUUAUUGUUGUUAUUAGUAGUGGUAGUAGUAGUAUUAAUUACUAUUACUUUUAACAGUAUUAUUAUUAUUACUAUUAUUAAUAAUAAUAAUAAUAAUAAUAAUAAUAAUAAUAAUAGUAAUGUUGUUGUUGUUACUAUAAAUAAUAACAAUAAUUGUAAUAAAAAAAACAACAAUAACAAUAAUAAUAAUAAUAUGUCUUUUAUAUGGUGGAUUUUUACCUGGACUACCAACUGUUUACUGAAAUUUAGGAAAGAAAGAGAAUAAGUGUUGACCUUGUUUUUGUUAUUUUCUAAUAAGGGGCUACUCAAAGAAGAAAUAAGCUGCCACCAAAAUGUGGGACUGUCUGUGUUGGACUACUUUUGGCUCUCCUGGUUGUUGGUAACAUAGGACAGCUUGUCUAUCGUAAGUCACUUGACCCUCAUUUUGUUGUCAUUUAAUACAAAAAGGAAACAAACAUUUCACUGAUAUGAUACAGAUACCUAUUUGUAGUAUUUAUGAUGCUAACUAGUAAUUAAUUGCAUUUUGCAGAUGCUGUCUCUUCAACAGAUCGAGAAUAUUACAACAACCAAAGAGAAGAACUGCAGAGAAAUUAUGAAGCUAAACUGGGGAACCUGUCUGAUGAGGUACAGACCACUCAUCUGAUCAGAGAGGCAAAGGCCAGAGAAUUAACCCAACAGGUCAGAGACAUAGUGACCAUGAUAGCUAAAGGUGAGAUAACUCUCAUUAACUUUUAAAUGCAUGGCCUAGAUAUUUGUAGCUUUUACUGAUGAUUUCUCUGUUUCUCCAUUUCAAGGCAAAAAUUGUGACACAGGCUGGAAGAAGUACGGUCUCAGCUGUUACUUUGUUUCAACGGCAAAGAAAAACUGGGCUGCAAGCAGGGAAGACUGCAAGGCUCAAGGGGCUGACCUGGUCGUCAUAAACAGUGAAGAAGAAAAGGUGAGAAGGGAGGGAACAAGGGAGCAUGCAAGGGAGCCAGCUAUACUGCAAGCAAAGUAACAGGCAUGCAAGCAAAAGAGAAAAGAAGUCAUCAAAAAAGCAUGCAAAGGAAAAAAAAAACGGGAAAAAAUAAAUUUAAAAAAGCCAAAAAGUGAGACAGCAAAACAAAAAAAGGGAAUUAGCAAGCAAGGAGGCAAAAUAAAAACCCUAAAGAGCAGAAAAGAAUUAAGAAACUAAAGAAGUAAGCAAGCAGGAAAGCAACGAAGCAAGUAGAACAGGAAGAAAGAUUGCAAGUGAGCAAGAGUACAAGAAAGCAAACAAGCAAACAAGAAAGCAAAAAGGCAAGCAAGGAACAGAGGAAGCAAGCAUUUGGAAAAAAAGGGCAAGAAAGCAUAACAAUGGGAAAACAGUCAUCACAAUAAUUUCAAUUAAAAAGGAUUACAUAUGGAAGAAUAGGAGAAAGAUGAAAUACAGAGGAGCUGCCUUCCAUUGAUCGAUGUAUUUGGUUUCAGAAUGUGAUUAGUUGGUACUGAAAGUACAGUGAAGCUCAUGGACAAAAACGUUCUCAACAGUUUACAGAAAGAAGUUCUGCUUUGAUAGGAGAGCAGUUCAUAUGUCUGACAUACAGCAGAGCAUAUAUAUAUAUAUACACAGUGCAUCCGGAAAGUCUUCAUACCACUUCGCUUUUUCCAUAUUUUGUAUUUUGUUACAGCCUUAUUCCAAAAUGGAUUAAAUUCCCUUAUUCCCUAAACAAUUCUACACAAAAUACCCCAUUAUGACAAAGUGAACAACUUUUAUUAGAACAUUUUGCAAAUGUAUUAAAAAUAAGAACACUCAAAUGUUGGAUAUACAUAAGUAUUCACACCCUUUACUCAAUACUUGGUCGAAGCACCUUUGGCCACGAUUACAGCCUCCAGUCUUCUUGUGUAUGAUGCAACAAGCUUGGCACACCUGGAUUUGGGGAGUUUUUCCCCCAUUCUUCCUUGCAGAUCCUCUCAAGCUCAGUGAGGUUGGAUGGGCAGCGUCGGUGCACAGCUACUUUCAGGUCUUUCCAAAGAUGUUCAAUCGGGUUCAAGUCUGGGCUCUGGCUGGGCCACUCAAGGACAUUCAGAGACUUGUUCUGAGGCCACUCCUUUGUCUUCUUGGCCAGGUGCUUAGGGUCAUUGUCAUGCUGGAAGAUGAAGCGUCGCCCCAGUCAAAGGUCUCAAGUGCUCUGGAGCAGGUUUUCAUCAAGGAUUUCAAUAUACUUAGCUGCAUUCAUUUUUCCCUCGAUCCUGACAAGUCCCCUAGUUCUUGCCGCUGAAAAACAUCCCCACAGCAUGAUGCUGCCACCACCAUGCUUUACUGUAGGGAUGGUAUUGGCGAGGUGGUGAGCGGUGCCUGGUUUCCUCCAGACAUGACGCUUGGCAUUCAGGCCAAAGAGUAACAUCUUCGUUUCAUCAGACCAGAGAAUUCUGUUUCUCCUGGUCUGUGAGUCCUUCAGGUGCCUUCUAGCAAAGUCCAAGCGGGCUGUCAUGUGCUUUUUACUGAGGAGUGGCUUCUGUCUGGCCACUGUACCAUAAAUGCCUAAAUGGUGGAGUGCUGCAGAGAUGGUGGUCCUUCUGUAGGGUUCUCCCAUCUCCUCAGAGGAACACUGGAGCUCUGUCAGAGUGACCAUCGAGUUCUUGGGCACCUCCCUGACCAAGGCCCUUCUCCCCCGCUUGCUCAUUUUGGCUGGGCGGCCAGCUCUAGGAAGGGUCCUGGUGGUUCGAAACGUCUUCCAUUUCUUAAUGAUGGAGACCACUGUGCUUUGGGAUCUUCAAUGCAGCAGAUAUUUUUCUGUAACCUUCCCCAGAUCUGUGCACCGAUACAACCCUGUUUCGGAGGUCUACGGACAAUUCUUUCAGCUUCAUGGCUUGGUUUGUGCUCUGUCAGCUGUGGGAUCUUAUAUAGACAGGUGUGGCUUCCCAAAUCAUGUCCAAUCAGCUGAAUUCGCCACAGGUGGACUGCAAUCAAGUUGGAGGAACAUUUCAAGGCUGAUCAUUGGAAACAGGAUGCACCUGAGAUAAAUUUUGAGUUUUCUAGCAAAGGGUGUGAAUACUUAUGUAUAUGCAACAUUUGAGUAUCUUAUUUUUAAUAAAUUUGCAAAAUGUUCUAAAAAAAAAAAAGUUUUUCGCUCUGUCAUUACUGGGUAUUUUGUGUAGAAUUUUUGAGGGAAAAAAGGAAUUUAAUCCACACACACACACACAUAUAUAUAUAUAUAUAUAUAUAUAUAUUAUUUAAAUCAAUGGUUUUAUCUUAAUAUUUGCUAAUUUGAACAGGCACCUACAUCUCAGAGGCUCUCUGUGAUCAUGUUACAAAUUCAUCCUGUUUAACAAAUUUAUAAAUGUAAGGUUAGUCUUUGAUGAUUUACUCAGAUUUUGCUAUGGAGGGUGAAAACUUGUGGUUUGACUACAUUUGUGUCUCUUGUGUGUGUGUUAUUAUGACAGGAUUUUGUCACUGGGCUUGUGAAUGGACCUGAGGACUGGAUUGGUCUGACUGACAGUGCUCAAGAGGGGUCUUGGAUGUGGGUGGAUGGGACCCCCGUCACCACUACGUAAGUUUUCAUGCUGGGCUGGACCUGCUGUAUUCUUUAUUUUAAAGUGAUUUAAUGAAGUUUUUAGCAUCAGUAUAUUUAGUCUCUUCCUGAUAUACUCUACUGGUAUUUAUAAAACCAGGGAAAUAGCAGCAGGAUAUGAAAGUAAUUCAUCAAUCUUUUCAGUUGCACUUUGGCUCAUGGAAGAGCAUAUCUGACUGGAGAUAGGGUACAGGGGUAAUGUCUCUGACAUCUUGUUCAUCAGGUACUGGUCGGGUGGACAGCCCAACAGUUCUAAAGGGGACCAGGAUUGUGGAGAGAUGUGGAAGGACAGCAAGCAGAAGAAAGGAUUGUGGAACGAUGAAGACUGUUCUUUGAACAACACCUGGAUCUGUGAAAAGAAACUCACAUUUGAAUGA
This is a messenger RNA of Xyrichtys novacula (pearly razorfish), 5051 nucleotides long. Lineage: Eukaryota; Metazoa; Chordata; Actinopteri; Labriformes; Labridae. The record is from the annotation of a GenBank genome assembly.